Molecule: messenger RNA, 552 nt
Organism: Fusarium fujikuroi IMI 58289
Lineage: Eukaryota; Fungi; Ascomycota; Sordariomycetes; Hypocreales; Nectriaceae
Exons: 2
Coding region: 1-552 (183 amino acids)
Source: RefSeq, a predicted model, not a curated record
AUGACAUCUGCCAACGCUCUGCGCCUUCCGGGCCACGGCUUGGAGCUGAAGUGGCGUCAUACGGAAACUAUCGAUGAAUCCAAGUUUAUCCCCUUUCAACUGACUGAAGGUUGCAAUGCUGAGAUGGAGAUGUCAUACAUGGCAUUGAAGACUAUAUAUACUGCCUCUGAUUCCCUUCAUCGCAAUCCAUUAUCAUCAUACCCUCUACCAAAUACCCUCUCCAUAAACUCUAAACACAUCCAAACUCAACAGAACCCACAACGAGUUGUUUUCACUGCAAACCAGCCACACACAACUACCAUCACAAUGUGUCUCCCUUUCGGAAGAAGCCAAACUCGCUAUAGCUCUGGCGGCGGUGGAAUGAUGGGUGCUCGCCCAGUCAAGGAAGUUCACCAUCAUCACCAUGGCGGAGGUCGCAUGGGUGGAGGCAUGGGAGGCGGCCGCAUGGGAGGUGGCGGUAUGAUGGGAGGAAUGGGAGGCGGACGACGCAUGGGUGGAGGUAUGGGAGGCAUGAUGGGCGGCAGUAGAAGAAUGGGUGGACGACGAUGCUAG